Adineta ricciae is the source of this 555-nucleotide messenger RNA. NCBI's taxonomy places the organism in Eukaryota, Metazoa, Rotifera, Eurotatoria, Adinetida, Adinetidae. The record is from the annotation of a GenBank genome assembly.
AUGCAACUUGUCACACUAAGAGAUCGUGCUCGUUUGAGACUAGAUAGUGAAACAGAGGUUCAACGUCAAGAUCGACUAAGAAAAGAUCGAGAACGAGUUCAAACUCGACGAGCUAACGUAACACAAGAUCUACGUCGUGAGCGACUGGAGCAGAUGAAAGAACGUGCUCAAAUAGCACAAAUGAACGAAUCAGAGAAAGAACAUCAAAUUCGGAUCAAUCACCAAAGAGAACGAAGUCAAUCCAAUAGAAUCAAUAAAAAAUUAGAAAAACGGUCGAUCGACAAUACUAUGCUUCAUCAACAAGAUUUGCAUGACCACACAUAUGGAAAUAGUAGCUACAUUCGUCCUGUUCGUAGUUCUAUGAAUGCAAUCGGACGUAACGAUAGUGUGACAAAUAAGAACAAAAUACGAGAGUCUUCAACUUGGCCAGCACCAGUAUCCAUUGAAUUGAAAGAAGAAUGCUUAAAACAAUUUCUUCAACGAACGUCUAUGGCCAAUCUUGCAGAAGUUACUUGUGCAAUUUGUAAUAUUCGUAGUUCAAAACAGCAAUGCUAA